UGACAGUAAUGUGGAAGGUUGCCUUGAAACUCUCAACGAUCUCUCUCAACGUUUAACAGAAUGUGCAGAAUUAGCUGCUGAAUAUCGAAAUCACCAAAAAGGAUUUAAGGUGGAAAUGACAAAAUUCGAUUUUUUGGACCACGCAACAAACGAAGUGAAACUACGAAUUCUCCUCUGGGAAAGUGUGAUAAAUUGGACGAAAACCCUAGAAGACUGGUACCAAAUCAACUUCAAUAAAUUAAACGUCGAGGAAAUAACAAAUUUCACAACUAGAAAUUUAAAAAAUAUCAUUCAAUUCGAAAAAGGAUUGCCCGUGAAUAAUGUCUUGCCAAAUUUUAAAGAAAAAGUCGAAUUAUUUAAGGAGAAACUCUCAAUUAUUGGCCACUUGAGAAAUCCAAAUCUACAAUCACGCCAUUGGAUGAAAAUUGAAGAUUUAUUGAAUUUUAAAUUCAAAUUCGAUGAAUCAUUGAAUUUGGCAUUAAUCGAGAGUCUUGGAAUUUUUAAUUAUCCAAAUGAACUAUUGGAAAUUGCGUCGUGUGCAAGUUCAGAGGCUGCAUUGGAAGUGAUGUUGAAAAAAGUUGAAGACACAUGGAGAACAUUGGAAUUUAUUGUUUUACCCUAUAAGGAAAUUAAGGAUGUCAAUUAUCUUGGAUCAAUUGAGGAAAUUCAAUUGGCUCUCGACGAUAGUAAUAUUAAUAUACAAACAAUUGCCGCUUCGCGACACGUUGCUUCUAUAAAAUCGCAAGUUGAUGAUUGGAUUAUGCAACUGGAUCUUGUCUCCCGAACUUUGGAAGCUUGGCAGUAUUGUCAACAACAGUGGAUGUACUUGGAGGCAAUUUUUUCUGCUCCUGAUAUUAAACGACAACUUCCAAUAGAGGCGAAACUUUUUGCAACAGUUGAUCGAUCCUGGAAGGAAAUUAUGAGAAAAGUAGCAAAGGUGCCUUUAGCCAUGGAAUUUUGCAUUCAGCCAGGAUUAUUGGAACGUUUCAUGGAAAAUAAUAACAAUUUAGACCAAAUUCUUAAAUGCCUAGAAGCUUAUCUCGAAACAAAGCGAAUCGCUUUUCCGAGAUUUUUCUUUCUCUCCAACGACGAACUCUUGGAAAUUUUGGCACAAACGAGAAAUCCACACGCUGUACAGAGACAUUUACAAAAGUGUUUCGAUGCAAUUUAUCGUUUGAAGUUUGCCAUUGCAAAUCAGGAUGGCGAAGAAAAUAGAAAAAAUAUUGUUCUUACGACGGAUAUUGUAGCAAUGUUAUCACCGGAAGGCGAGAGAGUAAUUUUACAGAAAGGAUUAAAAGCCAGAGGAAAUGUGGAGGAUUGGCUUGGAAAUGUGGAGCAAGCUAUGUUCGCGGCACUCAAGAGGGAAAUGAAGAAAGGAAUCAUUUAUCUCGAGGAGAAAGGAAGACGAAUAUUUAUCGAAUCUUUUCCGUCUCAGAAUGUCCUGACAGUUUCACAAAUAUUCUGGGCUCGAGACGUUCACGCUAUUUUGGACUCUGGCGACUUGAAUGCGAUGAAAACUUUCGAAAAUAAAUGCUUCGCAGAUUUAAACGAAUUGGCUGGCCUUGUGAGAGGAGAAUUACCGAAAUUAAUUCGCGAAGUUAUUAUCAAUCUCAUAACAGUCGAUGUCCACGCGAGAGAUAUUAUUUCAGUCCUAGUGGAGAAUAAAAUUCAAUCCAGUUCAAGUUUCGAUUGGAUGAAGAAUUUGCGCUAUUACUGGGACGAAGAAAUCGACAGUUGUCUGGCGAGAAUGAGUAAUGCGGAAUAUCGCUAUGGUUAUGAAUAUCUUGGAGCUCAGAGAAGACUGGUGAUCACUCCCUUAACUGAUAAAUGCUAUUUGUGUCUAAUGGGAGCACUUCAAUUAAAUUUAGGUGGAGCACCUGCAGGUCCGGCUGGAACCGGAAAAACCGAGACGACAAAAGAUCUUGCCAAAGCUUUAGCCAUUCAAUGUGUGGUAUUCAAUUGUUCCGAAGGUUUAGACUAUCGGAUGAUGGGAAGAUUUUUCUCCGGUCUGGCAACUUCGGGUGCUUGGUGCUGCUUUGAUGAAUUUAAUCGAAUCGACAUUGAGGUCCUCUCUGUAAUUGCCCAACAAUUAAUUACCAUCAGAAAUGCUAAAAUUAUUCGCGCCAAUGAAUUUAUUUUUGAGGGUCGAAUGAUUAAAUUGGUGAUGUCCUGCGCAACUUUUAUCACAAUGAAUCCUGGCUAUGCUGGACGCACGGAAUUGCCGGAUAAUUUAAAAUCACUUUUCAGACCAUUCUCCAUGAUGGUUCCUGAUUACAAACUCAUCGCUGAAGUAACGUUAUAUUCGGAGGGUUUCGAAUCAUCAAAAUCGUUGUCUACAAAAAUGACACUAAUGUACACAUUGUGCAGCGAACAACUCUCUCAACAAGAUCACUAUGACUUCGGAAUGAGAGCAGUGAAGAGUGUAUUGGUAAUGGCAGGCAGUCUGAAACGAGAAAAUCCCGAAAAAUUGGAAGACGUCGUCUUACUGAGAGCCUUAAGGGACAGCAAUUUACCGAAAUUUUUGUCUGACGAUAAAGAAUUAUUUUUGGGAAUUCUAGGCGAUUUAUUCCCAGGUCUUGUAAUUCCCGACGAAGAUUAUGGCGUUUUUCAAGAAACGGCAGAAAAGAUGAUGAGGGAUGCUGGCUUACAACCGGAAUUGUGUUCCAUUGUUAAGACUAUUCAGUUACAUGAAACAAUGUUAGUUAGACAUGGAGUCAUGUUGGUUGGUCCCACUGGAUCCGGAAAAACGACCGUUCUCCAAACAUUAAAGGAGACUUAUACCCGACUUUAUGAAAUGAAUGUUUCAAAAUCAUAUUAUCAAAAAGUUCACACCUACGUUUUGAAUCCAAAAGCGGUGACAAUUGGCGAAUUGUACGGAUCAGUGGAUACAAUGAGCAAUGAAUGGCACGAUGGUUUAAUUGGAGCAAUUAUUCGCCACGCAUGUUCCUUCACGACUGAGGAGCAUCAGUGGAUCGUUUGCGAUGGUCCCGUUGACGCAAUUUGGAUAGAAAAUAUGAAUACCGUUUUAGAUGAUAAUAAAAUGUUGUGUCUUGCAAAUUCAGAGCGAAUUAAAUUCACACCGUAUGUUCAUAUGCUUUUUGAAGUAAUGGAUCUUUCUCAAGCUUCACCGGCCACUGUCAGUAGAUGCGGAAUGGUGUAUUUUGAUUCUGCUGAUCUCAAAUGGAUGCCCUAUGCAAAAAGUUGGUUGCAAAAAAUUCCCGAGAAUUAUCUUGAUAAUUCUUUACGUCAGGAGAUAAUUUACCUUUUCGAGACUUAUGUCGAUGAUGGAUUUAUAUUUUUAAAAAAGAAUUGUCAUCAAAUUAUAGCACAGGUUGAUAUCGGAAAAGUGAAUAUGCUCUGCUUUUUGAUGGAAAGCAUUAUUUUAGAACCGAAUGCAAUUGAUAGAUCCGCUGACAAGGAAACUGUGAAAACUUUUCUCACCCAGUCAUUUAUUUUCUCAUAUAUUUGGGCAAUUGGUGGAAAUUUAAUUGAUUCAGCGAGAGAAAUUUUUGAAUUAUUUGUGAGAAAUCUAUUCAACGACAAUCCAUAUUCUCGAUUGCCUUCGCAAAGUUUAUGGGAUGUUUACAUAAAUACAAGAAAUCGAAAUUUAGAAUUAUGGAUAAAAUUAAUGCCAUCGUUUUCAUAUGACAAGACGGUGCCAUUUUUUGAAAUUCUCGUUCCAACUGUCGAUACGGUCAGAUUUGGUUAUCUCAUGGAGCAACUUUUGAAUGUCAAUAAAGCAAUUCUUUUCACAGGCGACACUGGUGUUGGAAAAUCAGUAAUUGCCAAAGUCGUACUGCGAACACUUCAACAUUCUGGACUUUGGGUUCCGGUUGUAAUGAACUUCUCGGCUCAAACAAGUAGCGGACGAAUUCAAGAAAUUCUUGAAUUGAAAUUAGAGAAAAAGAAGCGAACAAUGCUGGGCGCGCCUGUGGGAAAACGAAUUUGCAUUUUUAUCGAUGACGUGAAUAUGCCAAAAUUAGAUACCUACGGUUCUCAACCACCAAUUGAAUUAUUGAGACAAUUUCUCGAUUUUGGAGGCAUUUACGAUCGGGAUAAAUUAUUUUGGAAAACAAUGGAAGAUAUUGUAUUGAGUUGCGCCUGUGCACCUCCUGGAGGCGGGAGAAAUCCUCUAACGCCGAGAUUUAUUCGUCAUUUUGGAAUGCUCGCAAUUCCAACGCCUACUGAAGAUUCUCUAAAAGUCAUUUUUAGUUCGAUAAUGAAGGGAUUUCUUCAAGAAUUCUUGCAGCCAAUUAUCGAAAUCGGCGACAAAAUUGUAUCGGCAACGAUUGAAAUUUACAACCGAAUUACUGUCGAUUUGCUUCCAACGCCUGAGAAGAGUCAUUAUAUUUUUAAUUUACGAGACUUAUCAAAAUGCAUUCAAGGAAUACUUCAAGCGGAUCCAUCAAUAAUUAUUGGCAAAUUUAAUUUUGAACAAUUUUUCAGACUCUUUUAUCACGAGUGCUUGAGGGUAUUUCACGAUCGACUGAUAAAUACGGAGGACAAAAAUUAUUUUCAUCAUCUUUUAGGCGAUAUUUGUUCUCGUACAUUUGAAGAAGAAAUAAUUCCACUUCGUGGUGAUGAAGGUGUCACACAGCCUCCGUUAAUUCUAUUCGGCGAUUUUAUGUCCUUUGGAGCUUCAAAAGAGCAGAGAUUUUAUGAAGAGAUCACCGAUUUAAAAAAAGCGACAAAUAUCUUACAAGAUUAUCUGGACGAUUACUGCUUGGUGACAUCGAAGGAGAUGAAUCUGAUAUUUUUCACCGACGCUGUUGAACAUUUAUGCAGAUUGGCGAGAAUUUUGCGUUCGGAAAGAGGAAAUGGCCUUCUCGUUGGAGUUGGUGGAAUGGGAAAACAAAGUUUAACUAAAUUAGCGUCACAUUUAAAUGGCUAUAGAUGCAUGCAAAUUGAAGUGACACGUGGCUACGACAUGAAUUCAUGGCACGAAGAUCUUCGACGUUUCUACUUUAAACCAGGAGCGUUUGCCGAAGAUGUAACAUUUCUCUUCACUGACACACAAAUUGUUCUUGAGGAAUUUUUAGAAGACAUAAACAACACUUUAAAUUCCGGAGAAGUGCCAAAUUUAUUUGAAGCCGACGAAUUGGAAAAGGCAAUAAUCGCCACAAGACUGGCUGCGAAAGAAGCUGGAAUUCACGAAUCCGAUCGAGACGGAAUUUACAAUUAUUUCAUCGGUAGAGUUAGAAAUCAUCUUCAUUUGAUGCUCUGCAUGAGCCCCGUAGGAAAUACUUUUAGACAUCGCUGUCGAAUGUUUCCAUCGCUAGUUAAUUGUUGUACGAUAGAUUGGUUUACAAAAUGGCCUAACGAAGCACUCCUCUCAGUGGCAAAGAAAAUAAUCGAACCAAUUGCCGAGCAUGAUGAGAAUAAAUUAUCCGCUUUAUCUUCAAUUUGUGUUUUAAUGCACGAAAGUGUUGAGGAGAUGACGGUGAAAUUUUACAACGAAAUGCGAAGAAGAUAUUACACCACCCCGAGUAGUUAUUUAGCUUUAUUAAAACUCUUCUUGGCGACUUUGAAGAAAAAAACCAAUGACACUUUGACGCUAAAAAGCAAAAUUGCCAAUGGCUUGAACAAAUUAAAAGAAACAAACGAAACAAUUGCAAUGAUGAAGGAGCAAUUGAUCAUUCUUGCCCCACAAUUGAAGACAAGUUCAGAGGAAGUUUCGAAAUUAAUGCAAAUUCUCGCAAAGCAACAGAUAGAACUCGAUAAAGUUAAAAUCACUGUCACUGCUGAUGAAGCAAUUGUCAAGGUGAAAGCGGAAGAAACAGGCGCCCUGGAAAUUGAAGCCAGAAAAGAUUUAGAAGCAGCAAUGCCAGCAUUGGAGGAAGCGCAAAAAGCCCUUGAAUCAUUGAAUAAAAAUGAUAUCAAUGAAAUUAAAGUUUUCAAUAGUCCUCCCCCUCUCGUUCGAUACGUGAUGGAAGCCGUUAAUUUGCUAUUGGGAGAAAAAUUGGAUUGGACAACAGCGCGAGUCGUUCUUGGCGAUUUACAUUUUUUGGAUCGAUUAAUUCAAUAUCCAAAAGAUGAAAUUAAUGAUAAACUUCUGAAGAAAUUGCAGGACUAUAUAAACAAUCCGAACUUUUUGCCUCAUCUUGUUGCAAAACAGAGCAAAGUUUGUAAAUCAAUUUGCAUUUGGGUUCGUGCCAUUGACGGUUAUGCGAAAUUGUUUAGAAUUGUGCAUCCAAAACGUCUCAAAUUAUACGCAGCGGAAAAAGAAUUGCGCGCAAUUAUGGACGUUUUGGAACAAAAGCAACAACAAUUACGAGAAGUGGAGAAUAAAAUAAAUAAAUUACGACGAGAGUACAAGGAAGCUGUUGAUAAUUUAACAUCUUUGGAAUAUAAUAUCGAAUUGAGCGAAACUCGACUAAAUAGAUCGGGAAGAUUAACUUCCGCUCUGGCCGAUGAAGAAAUUCGCUGGCAAGAAAAUAUGAAAAAUUUCGAUAGGCAGAUGGAAAAUUUUAUUGGCGACAGUUUAGUGGCCGCUGGAGCAUUGGCAUAUCUCGGGGCAUUCACCAGUGAAUACAGAAGGGAAUUACUAACCAAAUGGUUGAAAAAUUGCAAUGAGAAAAAAAUACCGAUAACAGAGAAUUUUAAUCUAAUUAAUGUUCUAAUUGAUCCCUACGAAAUUCGCCUCUGGAAUAGUUUUGGUUUGCCUCGCGAUCAAGUGAGCACGGAGAAUGCAAUUUUCGUCACUCAAGCUGAAAAGUGGUCACUAAUGAUUGAUCCACAAGAACAGGCAAAUCGUUGGAUACGAAAUAUGGAACAGGAGAAUAAGUUAAAAAUUUGUAAGCUAACAGAUGGAAAUUUAAUGAGAAUUAUGGAGUCGUGCAUUAGAAUUGGUUCGCCAAUUUUGCUUGAGGAUGUCGGUGAAACUUUGGAUCCCAGUUUGGAACCAGUUCUUCUGAAGCAAACUUUUCUUCAAGGAGGAAGAAAAGUGAUACGACUAGGAGAGAGCGAUAUUGAAUACGAUGACAAUUUUCGAUUUUACAUUACUACAAAAAUGUCCAAUCCUCAUUAUUUGCCGGAGAUUUGCAUUAAAGUCACAAUUGUUAAUUUCACCGUAACGCCAUCGGGACUAGAAGAACAACUUCUUGCGGACGUGGUUCGUUUGGAGAAACCAGAAUUGGAAAAAUUGAGAAACGAAUUAAUUGCCAAAAUCAAUGCGGACAAGAAUCAAUUGAAAAAUAUAGAGGAUAAAAUUCUUUCACUUUUAUUUAGUUCUGGUGAUAAUAUUCUUGAUAAUGAAGAAUUAAUCGAGACACUAAAUAAUAGUAAGGAGACGUCUGCGAUAAUUUUUACGAGACUAAUUGAAACUGAAGCGACAGAGGAGAAAAUUUCUGUCACUCGAGAUAAAUAUCGUUCGGUAGCGACUCGUGGUUCUGUUUUGUAUUUCGUCGUUGCCGAUUUGGCCGAAAUUGAUCCCAUGUAUCAAUAUUCCCUGAAAUAUUUUAAUCAAAUAUUCAACAAUGUCAUUGAGAUGAGCGAAAAAAGUGAAAAUCUCGAAAUUCGCCUAAAAACAUUAUACGACGAAAUUACUUUAGCAAUUUACACAAAUGUAUCACGUGGAUUAUUCGAACGGCAUAAACUUGUUUUCAGUCUCAUGCUAAAUAUAGCGAUUUUUUUAAAUUUGCGAAUUAUUACUUACUCUCAAUGGGAUUUCUUACUGCGCGGCGCUGGACAAUUUAAAAUCUCCGAGAAACCGGAUUAUUCAACUUUGACUGAAACAAUGUGGAUCUCGGCGAAUUUUCUAGCGAGUCAUUUUAAAUCAUUUGAAAAUAUCAUGACUGACGUGUUCAGCAGAAUUUAUUUGUCCAUCGAAUAUUUUCAAGAGGAAAUAAAUAUAAUUCCUGAGAACAAGAAAAAAGCCAAAUUCGACUGGAAUAAAAUACUGACCGACAUUGAAAAAUUAAUGCUCCUAAAAGCUCUGAAAGAAGAAAAAUUAAUUUUCGCACUAACUGCGUACGUGAAGAAAAAUCUCGGACAAAAAUUCGUCGAAUCGCCGAUAAUUUCUCUCGAAUCACUAUAUUCGGAUACAUCGAAAAAAAUACCGUUGGUAUUUAUUUUAAACACCGGAUCGGAUCCUUUCAGUGCAUUCCAAAAAUUCGCAACAAAAAUGGGAUUUGGCGACAAAUAUCAAUCGAUAUCAUUAGGUCAGGGCCAAGGACCAAUAGCGGAGAAUCUUUUACGAAAGGGAAAAGACAAUGGAAGUUGGGUGUUUUUGCAAAAUUGUCAUUUAGCCACUUCCUGGAUGAAUAAUAUGGAAAAAUUAAUUAUCGAAAUGAUUCAAGAAUCAAAAGACGUUGAUGAUAAUUUCCGCCUCUUCUUGAGUUCAAUGCCAAAUAAAGGAUUUCCCAUAUCGGUCCUUCAAAAUUCUGUUAAGGUCACCAAUGAGCCGCCCAAGGGUCUCAAAGCGAAUAUCAAACGUGCUUUCUUCGAUCUCAAUGAGGAUUUCUUCGAGAACAAUAUUUUGGAACUAAACUGGAGGAAAAUGAUAUUUGGAAUUUGCUUCUUCCAUGCAAUUAUUCAGGAGAGGAAAAAAUUUGGACCACUCGGCUGGAAUAUUAAUUAUGAAUUCAAUAAUAAUGACAGAGAAUGUUGUCUUUUAAAUUUAAAAAUGUUUUGUAAAGAAGAAACAAUUUCGUGGACUGCCCUGACAUACAUUACUGGAGAAAUCACUUAUGGCGGGAGAAUAACUGACAAUUGGGAUUUGCGCUGUUUAAAAACGAUUCUCAACGAAUUUUUCUCACCAAAAACGUUGGAAGCGAAUUACGUCUAUUCUACAUCCGGAACUUAUUUUUGUCCGAAUUUAAUUACUCUUCACGAAUACAGAGAAUUUAUAGAAGAUUUUCCAAUUAUUGAAGAUCCGGAAAUUUUCGGAAUGCAUGAGAAUGCAAAUAUAACAUUUCAGUUGAAAGAAACGAAAAUUGUAUUGAAUACAAUAAUGGACGUGCAAGCAAAGGAAGAUAAUAUCGAUAAUGAAAAAUCGACAUCUGGUACUGCUUACGAACUGGCGAGAAUAAUUAUGGAAAGAAUUAUUCUUAAAAUUGACCCAGACAAUUGUCAUUCAAAUCAUUUAGAAAAAGAUUUUGCUGGUCGUCUCCCGUCUCUUACGACAGUUUUACUUCACGAGGUGGAUCGUUAUAAUAAACUCUUAAGAAAAAUACACUCGUCAAUGGAAAAUUUACAACGAGCCAUUAAAGGUUUUGUCGUUAUGUCAGCCGAACUGGAAGCAGUCUUCAAUGCUCUAAUCAAUAAUCAAGUACCGGAAAUAUGGCACAAAGUAAAUGUCUAUCCUUCGUUGAAAACUUUGGGUUCCUGGAUUCGAGAUCUAGAACUUCGAAUUGACUUUAUUCAGGUCUGGUUGAAAAAUUCAAAACCAAUUUCCUUCUGGAUAUCGGGAUUGUCAUUUCCCCAGGGAUUUAUAACAGGAGUUCUGCAAACUUACGCGAGAAAAUAUAACAUUCCAAUUGAUCAUUUGAAACUUGAUUUUAAAGCGACAAAUAUUCUUUUGCUUCAAGAAGAAAUAGAAGCAGUUCACAAGAGGGAAAAUAAAGAAAUUUCGUUCGCUUAUAAAAAUCUUGAAAAACCAUCGGACGGAGUUUUUAUUCACGGACUCUUCAUAGACGCCGGUCGAUGGGAUUUUCAGUCUAUGAUUCUGGUCGACGAAAAUAAAGGAGAGAUGAAUCCUUUACUUCCUGUUUUACACAUUCAACCAGUCUUAUCAUUGCCGGCGAAUGAUUCCAGAUAUAUUUGUCCUCUUUACAAGACGAGUAUUCGAGCUGGAGUUUUAUCGACAACUGGACACAGUACAAAUUUCGUUCUCGCAAUUCUUUUACCCUCAAUUCAAAAACAAUCAUAUUGGAUACUCAAAGGAACUGCUCUUUUAAUUCAAGUAACGGAUUAAUGAUCCAAAAAAUAAAUACCAUCAAUUGUAUAAAGUAAUAAAAUAUUCUCUAUAUUAAUUCUCAUCAAAAAAAUUCACACACUCGGUACAAAAUUAUUAGUUAACUAUUAAUUUUCCUAGCGAAUAGUUAAAUACUUUUAAUUGCAUAUUUUUGUUAAUUAAUUAAUCAGAUUCAGCGUAAUAUUAAUUUAAAUAUUCAAAUAUAGCGCAAUUUUGUUAUUAAUAUUUUUUAAAUAAUUAUUUUAGAUUCAGCGUAAUACUAUUUAGUGUAACACUAAUUAUUCAGAUUGAGCGAAUUAUUAAUUAUUCAGAUUCAGCGUAAUAUUAAUUAUUCGGCGUAAAAUUAAUUAAAUACUAUUAACUAGAUUGUUUUUUUUUAAAUCUUCUUAAGAUUAGAAAAUAAAUAAUUCAAUGGCAAGUGUUAAAGAGUGAAGCGUGAAUGAAUACUGAAAG
Molecule: messenger RNA, 10366 nt
Organism: Leptopilina heterotoma
Lineage: Eukaryota; Metazoa; Arthropoda; Insecta; Hymenoptera; Figitidae
Gene: Dhc16F
Product: dynein axonemal heavy chain 6
Exons: 49
Coding region: 116-9913 (3265 amino acids)
Biological process (GO): microtubule-based movement
Cellular component (GO): dynein complex
Molecular function (GO): ATP binding; dynein intermediate chain binding; dynein light intermediate chain binding
Source: RefSeq, a predicted model, not a curated record